GCAGUUACAACGUAUACAUUCUCCCGGUUCGGUCACAAAAAGUUAGCUUCGGUGACAAUUUUUGCAUACAAUAACGUUAUUAUUUCAGUUUUGAUCAGAACUCAAAAGUGUACUACAGCAGCUUAAUUAAUUUCCAUUGUUACUUCUCGUGCAUAUUUUGACGGUAACGGUUCGCAAAAUAACACCCCGUUUCAGCAAUUAAAAUGGUAUCGAAGAAGGAUCCCACAGCCUGGCUGGAUAAUGCCUUCUUCGAAAAAGUGCUUCGGCAGGCUCUCAGCGACAAAGCUAUCACUGUUGAAGACUUCUUCAUAAGCCUCAACAACGAUUCCAGCACUCAGUACGCCAGCACAAUUUAUCGAGCCACGGUCAGCUAUUGGAUCAAGGGCAAGGUCGACCAUAUUGCUCUCGUUAUAAAGCUGAUUUCUUCAAAAGUAAACCAGCUAGCUGACGCAAAUUCCUUCCAAAAUGAACUCAAUCUGUACAGAAACUACAUCAGUAGAAUGGAAGAUCUGUUGGCACAGGCAGGAUACUCGGAUCUUCAUCUGGCUCCAAGAUUGAUAUACGCAUCUACGGAACCUCAGCCAGUGAUGAUCUUGGAAGACGUAACUCACAAUCACUACGAGCUAUACAAGAGUUCCAUGAAUUUUGAUGAUGCUAAAGUAGUAACGGAGAAACUUGCCAGAUUCCAUGCAGCAUCUUUCUGUCUGUUGAAGGACAUUUCGAACAAAAUUCCCGACGAUCUGUUCAGUGGUUUGUUCAAGGCAAAGCCUAACCAAGGUGUGAAGUUUAUGGAGGAAAAUUUUGGCAUUUUCGCUGAAGAGAUCGCCAAGUGGGAGGGCUUUGAACAUUAUGCAGAAAAAGUGGGGAAGCUGUUGCCAAACUUUCUGCAGCGUGGAAUUGAGAUCUACAACCCAGAAAUUGAAAGUGCUUCCCUCAAAGUGCUUAACCAUGGGGAUUUCCACUAUAACAACAUGCUGGUUAAGUUCGAUAGCGAACGAUCCGCCAUAUUGGAUGUUCUCUUUGUCGACUUUCAACUGAGCUUCUGGGGCACUCCAGCGGUUGACCUCUACUAUCUGCUUUAUCUGGUUUGCAAUCGAGAGACACGUGACGAACACCGACAGGAGCUUAUCUACCACUACCACCAGAAGUUGACGGAAACUUUGGACAAAAUGGGCCACAUCGGAACCGUCCCGACGUUAUUAGAUCUUAACAAUGAUCUGCUGCGGGCAGGAUUCCUGGAGGUGGUGAUCGUUGUGUGUUUUAUUCCAUUUUUGUUUGCCGAUUACAGCGCAGCGCUGAAUGUGUUUGGCGAAACGAACGACGCCAAAGCCUACCGAAGGCAGCUGUACUGCAAUCCUCAAUACCGAGAGAUACUGGAACCCCUGUUGCCGUACUUUUUACAUAAAGGUUUCUUGGAUUGAAAUCGUUCGGAAGAUAUCAAGAAAUACAUUCUAGGCUUACUAUCAACAUAGGAACUGUACUGAGUAAUGAAAAAGAAUUAAAAAAAUUAUGGACAUUUUUGAAAAAUCA
This is a messenger RNA of Aedes aegypti (yellow fever mosquito), 1530 nucleotides long. RefSeq lists its product as uncharacterized. The transcript is spliced from 5 exons. NCBI's taxonomy places the organism in Eukaryota, Metazoa, Arthropoda, Insecta, Diptera, Culicidae. Bases 204 to 1421 code for a protein of 405 amino acids. The record is from RefSeq and is a predicted model, not a curated record.